Messenger RNA from Symbiodinium sp. CCMP2592, 564 nucleotides. The record is from the annotation of a GenBank genome assembly. Lineage: Eukaryota; Dinophyceae; Suessiales; Symbiodiniaceae.
AUGCUCGUGCCUGCAUGCUGUCCUCCGCAUCGAAGACGUCGGACUCUUCGAAUGAUGCGCUCUCGCAGACCUCAAUAUCCGAGAGUGGAUAAACUGCAUCCAAGCAUUCUUAAGAGCUACCGGGAAGACAGCUGCUGGACGGACUGGGAAAUAAAUGAAAUGCUUCGGCCUGCCUCGGACUCGGAGAGUAUCUUUCGGGUGCGAACAGGUCUUCAGCACGUGAAUAAUCCAGAGCUUCGGCGACGGCUGAACUUGGAUGCCGUGGAGUGGGAAGCUUUCAACGAUGCUGUUCGCGUUCAGAGAACCCUGGGUUUGAGCAAGGACUCCGCGGAUCAUUGGUACUGCUGUUCUUGGAAGGCUACACACACGCCGGAGGACGAGAUGGUCCUUGCCAACCUUCUCUCGAACGGAACUGUACGACGACUCGUGAGCAGAGGCUUUCUUUAUGUCCAGAAUCCAAGCGAACGCGAAAGGCUGGAAUUGGAUGAGGUGGAAGAUCUUGCACGGCAACGCGCCAAGCGCGUGCUCCGCAAGUGGGGUCAUUUGCCAUGGACUCGUGAUUAA